Pocillopora damicornis (cauliflower coral) is the source of this 1199-nucleotide messenger RNA. RefSeq names its product endoglycoceramidase. Gene Ontology annotation, molecular function: hydrolase activity, hydrolyzing O-glycosyl compounds. The record is from RefSeq and is a predicted model, not a curated record. Gene Ontology annotation, biological process: polysaccharide catabolic process. Lineage: Eukaryota; Metazoa; Cnidaria; Anthozoa; Scleractinia; Pocilloporidae.
AUGAUAAAACGACCAGUUAAGCUUCGAAAUCACACCUGCUCCCAAAUUGAAUGGAACGAUGGCGAAGAAAGUCACAAUCUACCUCUGAAAAAAUUCCUGGCCAAACCUUGUCAAGGCCCCCUAACAGACUUGUGGACGGCUAGAUUCCCUGAACCGCUUCAUGAGCCUUUUGUUCCAGACCCGAAGACAGGAAUGCCGUCUGAUGAGGAUUGCGCAAAGUUUGCGUGGUCAGAAUACUAUUUUACCGAAGCUACCAGCGCUGCUUUCCAAAAUUUGUAUAACAAUACCGACGAUUUGUUGAAUAGCUGGGCCGCCUUCUGGGCUGAAACUGCCUUGGGGUUUAAAAGUUUCUCCAAUGUUAUUGGCUACGAGCUUAUCAAUGAGCCCUGGGCCGGGGAUAUCUAUGCAAAUCCGCUGCUUCUUGUUCCAAAAGUAGCAGAUAAAAUGAACUUAGCACCCGUCUACGAAGUUCUAAGUAAAGCUAUCCGACAGUACGAUAAAGAACACUGCAUCUUCUUCGAAGGAGUAACUUGGGAUGACUUUGGCGUCGGUUUCGACACCGUACCAGGGGGAGAGGCGUAUCGAAACAGGAGUGUACUCAGCUAUCAUUACUACAGCCCCCCUUCUUUAUCCCUGAUCGACAACUUCAAGGCGCGGAAAAAAGAUCUAGAGAGGUUAAAAUGCGGAGGAAUGAUGACGGAGUUUUUUACCAGCGCUGGAGAGAUUGAGCCUAUGGUUAAAACCAUGGAUGCUGCUGAUAAGUACCUUCAGUCGUGGAUUGGGUGGGAGUAUAAAGCGUACCACCCCUCCCGUCCUGACCUGAAAGGAAACAGGCGCUCUGCUCUGUGGAAUGGGACAGGACUCAAUCAAAUUUAUGUUCAAAGCACAACUCGUACUUAUCCUCAGGCCGUCGCAGGAUAUACUUUAAAAUUCAGAUUUGAUUUGUCCUCGAAAGAAUUUGUUUUAGUUUAUGAAGUAUCUGAAACGUGUCACGCAACCAAAUCUGUGGUAUAUUUGAACGAAGAGGUGCACUACCCAUCCGGUUAUACCGUGGCUGUCACGCCAUCCUCUGUGGAAUGGUCCUCCGAGACGAAAAACAUGCUCACUUUUAGUCAUCCUACAUCUUUGCCGGUUGGGUCUAACGUGGCGAUCACAAUUAACAAAAAAUGAAACAGAGAAAAUUCAGUAUAAACAUGGCA